Messenger RNA from Lampris incognitus (smalleye Pacific opah), 1228 nucleotides. It is a transcript of the gene pigh, whose product is annotated as phosphatidylinositol glycan anchor biosynthesis, class H. The transcript has 5 exons. Gene Ontology annotation, cellular component: glycosylphosphatidylinositol-N-acetylglucosaminyltransferase (GPI-GnT) complex. NCBI's taxonomy places the organism in Eukaryota, Metazoa, Chordata, Actinopteri, Lampriformes, Lampridae. The record is from RefSeq and is a predicted model, not a curated record. Gene Ontology annotation, biological process: GPI anchor biosynthetic process. The coding region runs from base 226 to 816 and encodes 196 amino acids.
CUUCAACAAUUGAAAAGCGAUCGUCUUCAAGAGAUCAAAUUCUUUAUCUAAUAACAUAUCAAGUACUGCCACAGAAAAGCUUAGAUAAAAAUUUAGUAGAGAUAUUUUGCGUUAGAUCCCUGUUGAUGUUGUGGCUGGUUUACAUCAGCUGAUCGGCUUGUUUUCAUCCAGAGAGGUCAAAGGUUGUACAAACUCGCAGUACAUGCUGGGAAAUGAAGGAUUUGUAUGCUGGUCUACAGCGUUUGGAUUACAAGACGCUGCUUUGGAUUCAUUAUGGAAGAUGAGAUUUUUACCGACAUUAAUGGCAAAGUUAUAUCGCUGGACUGCCAAAGCCACUCAAGUCUAUGCAGGGAGUUCACUGUCAGCUCCCCCAAAGUGUCCAUUAGUAGGGUGAUGGUGUGCACUUGCUCUGUGUGGCUCUUUGCAUACGUGGUUUUCUUCUUCACGGAGAACACUGCUGUUUUAUCCAGUGCUAUACUCAUCACUCUGGUGGGGAUGAUGCUUCACAUUCAUUUUGUGAAGAUAGACCAUGAAUCAUUGCUUGUCAUCGGCUCUUUGGGAGUUCAGGUGUCUUCUAGCUAUGCGUCUGGGCGAGAGAGCACUUCCUUUAUUGAGAUGAGCAAGAUCAAGGAUAUUGUCAUAAACGAAGCUAUAUACAUGCAUCGAAUCAUAUACUACCUAUGCAUAUUGGUAAAAGACACAUCAGACCCUGAUGCAAUUUCAAGCGUGGUCCCAUUGUUUCAGAGUUCAAAGCCCAGGCUCGAUUGCUUGGUGAAAGUUUACAAAAGCUGCCAAGAGAUUCUGUCUAAGUGCUGACGACAUGCUAGAGAUCUAAGACUAGCCUUGUAUAUACAGAUGUUUCUAGUCUCUCCAUACUUCUCUGCACUGAUAACUCGUGUUAAUUUUAGUUGAAAAAACAGCCUUUUUGGUCCAUUUUGUUCCUUUGAUCUCAUGUGUUGUACAUAUGUUGUCCUCCUUUGCCCAAAACGACUUUAUUAACAAGUCUAUGGAAACGUGCUUUCUGAAGGAGUGUGUGCAAAUGUAAGUUUUUACAAGAUGCAUGUCAUCGUGAAUCACCUCUUUGUUCCAUGCAGCUAAUACAAUAUAUUUACAAUUACAUAAUUCAAUUCUGUGAAAGAAUAUAGCACUAUUAUUGAAUAACCUAUUUUUACCUGUAAAAACAAACCUUUUUAUUAACAUUAUACUGCAAACAGUUUAAAUAAAUGUA